Lolium rigidum is the source of this 892-nucleotide messenger RNA. RefSeq names its product fruit protein pKIWI502-like. The transcript has 5 exons. The record is from RefSeq and is a predicted model, not a curated record. Gene Ontology annotation, molecular function: oxidoreductase activity. Lineage: Eukaryota; Viridiplantae; Streptophyta; Magnoliopsida; Poales; Poaceae. Bases 1 to 855 code for a protein of 284 amino acids.
AUGCUCCUCCGAUCGCCGCCGCGCAGCCUCCCCCACCUCCUCCGCCCGCACCUCCUUCGCGCCCUCUCCAACGCCUCCGCCGCGGCGGCGCUCGCGUCCCCGACCCCGCCCCCGGCACCCCCCUUGCCGGCCGAGUGGACGGAGGCGCCCGUCUCCGCGGUCCGCGCCGCCACCUCCGACGCGUCCCUCUUCCACGUCUCGCUCGACCUCUCCUCCCACGGGCCCCUCCUCGCCUCCCACGUCGCCGCCGGCCAGUUCCUCCCCUUCCGGCUCCCCUCCGCGCCCUACCCCAUCUUCCUCGCCAUCUCCUCCCCUCCCCCGGCCUCCUCCUCGGCGCGAGGGUCGUUCGAAUUCCUCGUCAAGCGCCUCCCCGGCACCCCCUCCGCGAGCCUCUGCGACCUCCGCCCCGGCGACCGCGUCCGCGUCGGCGGCACCGUCGUCGGCCGCGGGUUCGAGGUCGCGAGGGUCGGCGAUGCCCGCGAGGUGCUUGUAUUCGCCACCGGAUCCGGGAUCAGUCCAAUCCGGUCACUCAUUGAGUCAGGUUUUGGUGAAAAUGAGAAGGUUGAUGUAAGCCUCUUUUAUGGGGCUAGAAACCUUCAGAGGAUGGCAUAUCAAGAGAGGUUCAGUGACUGGGAGGCCAGAGGAAUAAAAAUUAUACCUGUUCUCUCUAGACCAGACGAUCAGUGGACUGGUCAGAGAGGCUAUGUUCAGAAUGCUUUUUCAAGGACGAAGAAGGUUGUAAAUCCAUCCUCGAUGGGAGCGAUUUUGUGUGGACAUAAACAGAUGACUGAGGAUAUUACUAGAGCUCUUGUUGCUGAUGGUAUGUCGAAAGAUAAAAUCUUAACAAACAUCUGACUGCCACUAGAACACGUUUCCGGCCCUUCUGGCUGUU